AUGAGAGUUUUAUUAAGUGCCGUUUUAUUUUUAGUUGCUUUUGCAAGCUCAGCAUACACACAAGAUAUCCCACAAUGCAAUUAUUUAGGUAAAUGCGUCAAAGCUGGUGAAAGAUGUGACCAAGAAUAUUAUUAUAACAAUACUGUUCCAAGUAGAAUUUAUGUUACUUGCGAAUAUGGCUAUUUUUGCCCAGAAGUAUAUGAACCAACUUGUGUUGCUUAUUCAGGUUUAGGUGAAUCAUGUGGUAAUAACGAAUAUCAAGUAUGUGACCCAGUAUACGAUUGUACUUCAAUUUCUUCCCAAACAAAUUUAAAAACUUGUCAAGUUACAAAUUAUUUAGGUUUUGGUGAAUCAUGUGAAUUUGACCAACAAUGCACUGGUAGUAAUACUGAAUGUAUUAAUGGUAAAUGUGGUAUUUUACCAAGAAUCCCAUGUUCAUCUGAUAGGGAAUGUGCAUACGGUAACUUCUGUAAUAUUACAUCUGAACCAGAUCAAGAUAAUACAUGUCUCCCAGUUUUAGCAUCAAGUUCAGUUUGCACUCGUGAUGCACAAUGUCCAUAUAACCAAAUUUGUGUUAAAAUGGCUUUCGAUUCAUCAGAUGCCACCUGUCAAAAUCAAUUCUCAAAAGCUGAAGGUUCAUAUUGUGAUAGAUACUCAGCUGUUCCAUCUCUUGAGUCAUUAACUCGUUACGAAUGUGAUAUUGGUUUAACUUGUGAAAACCCAGGUACUGAUGUUGCCAAAUGUGUUAAAAUUGCAGUUCCAAAAACCAACGAUGUUUGCUACAACUACACUCAAUGUGGUGAAUCUGCUCAAUGUCAAUGCAGCAGUGAUAAAGCUUAUGACUCUGCCGGUAAAUGUACAGCUCCAUCAUACAACCAAGUUUCAACAUGUAAAACCGCUGUUAUUAACCUCCAAAAAUGUGCCUUUGAUAACAAAUGUGCCAGUUAUGUUAACUUUGCUCCAGACUCAUGUCUCGUCAGAAACUGUCACUCACAAUACUGUAGCAAUGCUUGUGUCAACGAAAAUAACCAACCACAACAAUGUGGUAGUGCACCAGUUAAUGCAGUCUGUCAACCAGCCAGUUCAUCAUCAAUUGUUCUCCCAUCAUUCAUUGCUUUAAUUGCCGUCUUUGUAGCUUUAUUAAUUUAA
This is a messenger RNA of Dictyostelium purpureum, 1149 nucleotides long. RefSeq lists its product as uncharacterized. The transcript has 2 exons. Gene Ontology annotation, biological process: multicellular organism development; negative regulation of Wnt signaling pathway. Bases 1 to 1149 code for a protein of 382 amino acids. The record is from RefSeq and is a predicted model, not a curated record. NCBI's taxonomy places the organism in Eukaryota, Evosea, Eumycetozoa, Dictyosteliales, Dictyosteliaceae. Gene Ontology annotation, cellular component: extracellular region.